CUGCCAGUCUUUCUGUCAGUCUUCCCCACCUCUGGACCUGUCCAGCUCCCCUCCUUCAGCUUCUCUCUUAGGUGGGAAACAAAUAAUCAGCCAAGAUGUCUGAGAAAAAGAUGUCUUCGAGUCGUAAGCACAAUCUGAAGAGCUUAAUGCUCUCGGUUGCUAAGGGCUUGCUCGAGCAAGAGGCCAAGGAUAGAGAGGAGGAGAGGAAUAGGUACAUGGCAGAGAGCUGCCCCCCACUCAGCUUGUCUGGAGGCUUGCAGGAGCUGCAGGAAUUGUGCAAACAGCUGCACCAAAAGAUCGACAAGAUCGACGAGGAGCGCUAUGAUUUGGAAAGCAAAGUUAAUAAGAAUGCCAACGAGAUCGAGGACAUGAAGUUCAAGGUGAUCGACCUGAAGGGCAAGUUCAAGAAGCCGGCUCUGAGGAAGGUGCGCAUGUCUGCUGAUGCCAUGCUCCAGGCUCUGCUGGGCUCCAAGCACAAGGUGUCCUUGGAUUUGAGGGCCAACCUGAAACAAGUGAAGAAGGAGGUCAAGGAGGAGCCACUGGAAGCUGUUGGUGACUGGCGCAAGAACAUCGAGGACAAGGCCGGCAUGGAUGGCAGGAAGAAGAUGUUCGAGACCGCCGAGGCCUAAAUUAUUGCAGUUGCAUGCUUUCCACACCCCUUUUCCCCCAGUCUGUUUCCAGAAAGGCACCAUAUUCUUCUUCUUUUCAUUGUGCAGUUAAAACCACCGUGAUCCUUGUUUGCUGAUGGUCAUGUAGCGGGAACGGUGUAGGGUGUAGUGUG
Messenger RNA from Scleropages formosus (Asian bonytongue), 781 nucleotides. RefSeq names its product troponin I, fast skeletal muscle-like. Gene Ontology annotation, biological process: cardiac muscle contraction; skeletal muscle contraction. The transcript is spliced from 7 exons. Lineage: Eukaryota; Metazoa; Chordata; Actinopteri; Osteoglossiformes; Osteoglossidae. Bases 96 to 629 code for a protein of 177 amino acids. The record is from RefSeq and is a predicted model, not a curated record. Gene Ontology annotation, cellular component: troponin complex.